Messenger RNA from Centropristis striata (black sea bass), 2140 nucleotides. It is a transcript of the gene dynll2a, whose product is annotated as dynein, light chain, LC8-type 2a. Gene Ontology annotation, molecular function: dynein intermediate chain binding; dynein light intermediate chain binding. The record is from RefSeq and is a predicted model, not a curated record. Gene Ontology annotation, cellular component: cytoplasmic dynein complex. Bases 179 to 448 code for a protein of 89 amino acids. The transcript is spliced from 3 exons. NCBI's taxonomy places the organism in Eukaryota, Metazoa, Chordata, Actinopteri, Perciformes, Serranidae. Gene Ontology annotation, biological process: microtubule-based process; cilium assembly.
GGGAGCAGAGCAGAAAGAGCCAACCUACCUACAUGCUUAUUGUGUAAAUCUUUAAAAAGCAAUUAGCCGCAGCAUCAUCUAAACCUCACCCCCCCCUUGGCUGGGUGAAAUACACAUUUUUUGGGGAAAUAAGUGUUCUCAUUCGGCUCGAAAAAAGGCAUCAUCAUCAUCCUCAACCAUGACUGACAGGAAAGCUGUGAUCAAGAACGCCGACAUGUCCGAGGACAUGCAGCAGGACGCGGUGGACUGUGCCACCCAGGCAAUGGAGAAGUACAACAUAGAGAAGGACAUAGCAGCCUACAUCAAGAAGGAGUUUGAUAAGAAGUAUAACCCCACCUGGCACUGCAUCGUCGGGAGGAACUUCGGCAGCUACGUCACCCACGAGACAAAGCAUUUCAUUUACUUUUACUUGGGCCAGGUGGCCAUCUUGCUCUUCAAGUCUGGCUGAGAAGUUUCUGAUGGGUGCUGAGGAGUUUUGCUCCCUGAACCUAAAUCGGAAAUGCACUGGUGGCUGAUGUCUCCCAUACACUAAUAACGACAUACCAUAAUGAUGCAAACCCGGCCGUGCGCAAUUGCAUGGACUAUACACUAUUUAAUAUGUAUGUUACAGUAAGUUUACUUUUCAAUAGUUGCCAUUUGAAUGCAACUGAAGUAGUUUUUGUUAAUGCUGUUAAAUUCUAGGUUGUAAAAGAUUUCAACGUGGCCCUUGAUUGUAUAAUAAAGGAAAGCUGUAGAAUGUAGUGGUGCAUCUGCUUUCCUUCACAAGUGGCAUUGCCAGACCCUGUUAUGAGACUCCAUCUGUCGGUUUAGAUGGUAAAAUCAUACCACGUGCACCAGUUUAACAAUUCAUUGUCAAGAUUUUAACGUGUGAUCAUGAAAAGAAGUUGAUAUUUCGGGCAAAAUAGUCUUGUCACGUGAUGAGUUAUUUCAUCAAAGGCCGUCCUUUGGUUUCCAGGAGAAUAAACAGCAUGAGUUCAGUUUGCUAUUUUACUAAUUUAAAAGGAAUUAUGUUGUCUGUACAUGCAAAUACGAAACCUUUAAUGUUUUCCAUUUGGAUUUAAAAUAAAAUAUUUGAGAAAAGAUGUCAUAAAACCCAACAAACUUGACAUUUUGGAACCAACACAAGCCAGUGCAUGCAUUUGCAGGGAUGUUCAGUUUGUCACUUUUCACUGUGAGGGAGGAAGGAGCAAAUAAAGCUCACAAACACAGACCUUAAGCCUGUAAUGUCCGAGUAAUAACACGACAGACUGGUUACCAAAAUCUCCCAACUCACCUACUGAGAUUCCAGUUCUAUAAUCCUGUGUUUCUGCAUGUUUGGAGGUUAAUAACCACAAUUUCUUUAACUGUCAUCCGACACAAACAAAAGCUCACCUUGGAGCUGUAUAAUUUAUUUAACUUUUGCGUGUGUAGAUAUUGGACUGAGCUGAUGUAGAGCAGCGCUAGGAAGGUGAUUUAGAUAAAAACAUCCGCAGUCAACUCUACCAAGGCUACCAACACCCCAGUGUUUCAGAUGGUCGUGUCGUCUUGUGUGGCUCGUGAUACUUUCAAGUUGCAUUUAUCCCCAACCUUUAUUUUUGCAUUGCCAGUGUACUGCUAGACACACGGGAAAGACGUUAAGAGUUCUUCUUAAAGCAACUGCAAGGAGGCGUAUCUCUUGUCCAGCACACUGAUUUGGGGUUUUAGUUUUGUCAUGUCAGUAUAAUUAGUUUAAAAGGGUGAUGCAUAAUGUUUGGGUUCUUUAAGAGGGCAGAUUGAAGGGAUUUAGUCCAUGGAGUUGGAUAACACCACACAUUUAUUGGUGUGUGUGACAACAAUGUUUUCAGUUGCUCUCUAACAUUAUCCAACCAUGGGUGAAAUGUGUAUCUCUCAAGUGUUAGCUUGGAUUGACAUCGAGGGAAGUCUUCCUAACUAUUGUCAAUGUAAACUGAUUUAGUAUUGUUUUCCUCUGGCAUGUAUUUUUGCUGUGUAUAUGUAGGAGCCGUUCCAAUGCUGUUAAAUUUGCACAAAACGUGUGCCUGUCAUUGCUCUCAACUGUAACCGGCUUGAGUACAAUUGCACUUCAUUAGAGUUAUCCAGUAGGUUGCUACAGAACCAAAAUCGUAUAAACUCGAUAAAAUAAAAAUUAAUUGUUGACUUAUAA